UGUCAUGUUGGUAAUUGUGAUUACAAAAUGUGUAUUGGUGUAGAUUAUCAAUGAAGUGAUGUAUAUAAAAGUUGGGUUGGUACAUUUCGUGUGUUAAUUGGACCCCCCGUUUUACAAUUAUAGUACAGCUUCAGAUUACAGCGGUCUAUUACUGUGUGUGAGAGCCUGUAAAUAAAUCAGAAUGGGAGAACGAAAAGGUACCAAUCACUAUUACCCACCUGACUAUGACCCCAAGAAAGGUGGCCUCAACAAGUUCUUGGGAACCCAUGCCCUCAGGGAACGUGCUAAAAAAAUUGGUAUGGGUAUACUUAUCAUUCGCUUUGAAAUGCCAUUCAACAUUUGGUGCAAUGGGUGUGGAAAUCACAUUGGCAUGGGUGUUCGUUAUAAUGCUGAGAAGAAGAGAAUUGGUGAGUACAUCACUACCCCAAUAUGGAGCUUCAGAAUGAGAUGUCAUCUUUGUCCAAACUAUAUUGAAAUAAAAACUGAGCCAAAGACAAGUGAAUAUAUAAUCGUGUCAGGUGCACGACGGCAAGAGAACCGUUGGGACCCAAAAGAGAAUGAGCAAGUUGUACCUGAGGAUAAGAAUACAUCAAAGCGGUUGUAUGAUGAUGCAAUGUUCAAAUUGGAACAUGGUUAUACAGAUAAAAGUCAAGCAGGUGCUAUGCAGCCAACUCUCGCUAAGUUAACAGCAAAGCGACAGAAAGUCUGGCAAGAUGACUAUGCAGCCAACUGUGUGCUUAGACAGCAGUUCAGGGAAAGGAGCAAAGAGCUAAAAGCAAGGGAUGCUAAAGAUGCAGCUCUACUUCAGAAAUCAAGUCUGCAGAUAAAUCUUUUGCCAGAGACAAAGGAAGAUAGGAUAAAGGCAGCACAACUCUACAUCCAAGCAAAGAAGACUCCUAACAAACAGAAGGAAUUCAGUGAUGCAUCACUGAGUUGCUUUGAUGAAUCCAGCAGGGGACCAAAUAUUGAUAAAGAGUCUGCAGAAAACAAUCUCAGAAAGUUUACUAUUUUGGGUAGUGUGCGACUAAAGUCACUUGAUAACAAAGUUUCUGAAUGCAAAGACACUUGUAUUUUUGACAGCGGUGAUGUUACAACAUGUCCAUCAAAGAUGGACAGAGGGAUUGCUACUAGUGAUGUGAUUAUUGACACUUCCACAUGUUACAAGACAUCUAGUGAGAAUUCAGAAUUAGGAAGCAGGAAUAUUCAAGCUGUUGAUAGUUCAUUAAAUACUGAUAAUGCCACCAGACUCAAAAUGGACAAUAGUGAUCCCACAUCCACGAAAGGAUCUCCGGACAGUCUUUUCCUCAACUCAGAUACACACAUUUCUUCAAGUAAUAUUUCGUUGGUUUCUCAUGAUUAUAACUUUUCCUGUUCAGAUGAGAGCAGCUCUUGAUAAACAAAUAUAGCCCCAUAUGUGUCUUGCUGAAACAGCUACCUGGAAUUCCAAGGAAAGUUGUGUAUGUUUAUUGUUGCUUUGUCAGGAACUGGUUUGUGGUACAGUAUUUUAAGAGUUACUGACUGUUUAAUAUAAAUAUGCACAUGAGACAAAAGUAUAAUGAAUUACUUUACACGAUCAUGGAAGACCACAUGGAAGCAAAAAGAUAUUAUUCUACAUAGAUUCCUCAUUUCCAUGAAUUAGAUAUGAUCAUAAUUUUAAAUUAAUUAUCAUUAAGUGUGCCAGGGAGACUAAUGAUUUCAAGGAAUGGAAAUACAGCAUUUCUGAGGCAUUUGCAAUGUUGGAGUACAUUCAAAGGUAAAUAUAUUAUUUUGCCAUUGUGAGUUCAUAACAAAUACUGAAAUUUGCAAAUAAAUAAUAGACCUUUCUUCCUUCUAAGACGUGCACUUUAAGUGGGACAUCUGAUAACCAAGCCUCUCCAUUUGUCUAUGCCUUCCAGCAGCUCCUCUUCUUGAAUUUCUUCCUUCCUUUCAUCUGUAUGACAUCUUUCCUAGUCUACUGUUUCUGGGUUGCUUGCUGUCUCCCUCUGGAGGCAACAUGGCACAGCAACCCAGAAGACAGCCAUCUUUCCUCUUGGUUGUUUUGAUUUAACUUCCAUGUUUAAAGCAUUCUUUUGUCUUUAUAUUCACUACAGUUUCUUUGCUUAUUAUUCUAUCUCUUGAUUUCUAGGUGUUCUUCACAUUUUUCUUGCGGGUACUCAACCUACAUGGCCUGGUAUGACAUUAAUGCAAUAAUGACUGAAGAUGCAACAGUGAGCUCAAAUCACAUUGAUGCAAUACUGACGUAUGUGAUAUGGUGUGAAUGACACCUUUGCAGUGUUGGUGUCCAUACCUUUCCAAUCUUGUACCUACUAUACGUUAGUAAUAUAUACCCUAGUACAUGUCUAAGUUUCUUCUCCUUGUGUUAAAAUGUGUGUUGUAACUUUGAGAUAGGCAUAUUGUCCCCUUCUUAGGUAUUUCGAGUUCCCAGAGUAUGUCUCUCACUAAUUCAUUGUCCUGCAUUUUUACACUUUCUGUAAUUUCUUCUUUAACAUUUCCAUCUAUCACUGUUUUACUGCCUAAAUACUCUAAACAUUCCACUUCUUUUAUUUAAUGAUUGUUAGAUUUCAUAUUUUGCACUUUUUUUUUCACAACCACACAUUUUUCAAAACUGAUACUUAAUCCAAAAAUUUUACACACACUAUAACAGCACUUUCAAAUUUCUUCUCUACAGUAAUUCACUGUCUUGUCAUACUGUUACUCUUCUUAGUACCUUAUGUGUUACCAUGUUAAACAUUUGAAUUUUUGCCAUCUGUAACAACAGUCUUUACAUGUGUAAUUCCUUCCAAAUUUCCUCUCUCUGUAUACUGUGAUAUGCACCUUGAAGAUAAAUAAAAACCAAACAGGAAUCUUUGCCAAA
Messenger RNA from Zootermopsis nevadensis, 2854 nucleotides. RefSeq names its product coiled-coil domain-containing protein 130 homolog. NCBI's taxonomy places the organism in Eukaryota, Metazoa, Arthropoda, Insecta, Blattodea, Termopsidae. Gene Ontology annotation, biological process: mRNA splicing, via spliceosome. The record is from RefSeq and is a predicted model, not a curated record. Gene Ontology annotation, cellular component: post-mRNA release spliceosomal complex; U2-type spliceosomal complex.